Messenger RNA from Musa acuminata AAA Group (dessert banana), 947 nucleotides. RefSeq names its product large ribosomal subunit protein eL19x. The transcript has 5 exons. Gene Ontology annotation, cellular component: cytosolic large ribosomal subunit; ribosome. Bases 66 to 671 code for a protein of 201 amino acids. NCBI's taxonomy places the organism in Eukaryota, Viridiplantae, Streptophyta, Magnoliopsida, Zingiberales, Musaceae. The record is from RefSeq and is a predicted model, not a curated record. Gene Ontology annotation, molecular function: structural constituent of ribosome; RNA binding. Gene Ontology annotation, biological process: translation.
CGCCUAUCUCCCGGACUCGGUUCGUGUUCCCACAGCGGGAGAGGAGAGGAGAGGAGAGGCGAGAGAUGGUGUCGCUGAAGCUCCAGAAGCGGCUCGCCGCGAGCGUCCUCAAGUGUGGGAGGGGAAAGGUGUGGCUCGACCCCAAUGAGGUCAACGAGAUCUCCAUGGCCAACUCCCGCCAAAAUGUUAGAAAGCUUGUGAAGGAUGGUUUUAUCAUCAGGAAGCCAACCAAGAUUCACUCACGGUCUCGUGCAAGGAGGGCACUGGAAGCAAAGAGAAAAGGGCGACAUUCUGGAUAUGGAAAGCGCAGGGGCACGAGAGAAGCUAGACUUCCAACUAAGGUACUUUGGAUGCGAAGGAUGCGAGUUCUUAGACGGUUGCUGCGGAAGUAUCGUGAAUCAAAGAAGAUUGACAAGCACAUGUACCAUGACAUGUACAUGAAAGUCAAAGGUAAUGUUUUUAAGAACAAGAGGGUGCUGAUGGAAAGUAUUCAUAAAUCCAAAGCUGAAAAGGCAAGAGAGAAGACCUUAUCUGACCAGUUUGAAGCUAAACGAGCCAAGAGCAAGGCUAGCAGAGAAAGGAAGAUUGCUAGGAGAGAGGAACGCCUGGCUCAGGGGCCUGGAGACCGCGUACCUGCUGCACAACCUGUGGCUCCCAAGAAAGCUAAGUAGUUAGGGAUAAUGAUGAUGCCAAGACAUUAGUUGCAGAAUAUGUAGAAGUGGUUAAUGGAUUGUAACUUUUGUUCUGUUCUGUUUUCCAAACCACGAGUUCUUGCAAAAAGUGAGAGAAACCUUUAUUCCACGUCUGUCUCUCGGGUUUCUCUUCAUGUUUGUUUUAUGGAGUUGGAAUAUGUAUGCUAGUUUCAGUUUUGAGUAGUGGUAUUACCUGCUUUUGAUGAUAAAAAAUGUUUUGGUCAAUUAAUACUGUGGUAGAAUAUUGAUUCUUUA